Molecule: messenger RNA, 3135 nt
Organism: Vicia faba (fava bean)
Lineage: Eukaryota; Viridiplantae; Streptophyta; Magnoliopsida; Fabales; Fabaceae
Source: the annotation of a GenBank genome assembly
AUGUCAUCCAUGAAGUGGUUGCUUCUGUGUUUACAUCUUUUUUUCUUUCAUUUUCCAUCUUUCUCUUCUUUCAACUUCUCAUGCCAUACUUAUGAGAAUUAUGUUUUGCUUCAUUUCAAGUCCUCAUUCACUAUAAGUACUGCUUAUUACCCUUGUAAUGAAUCUCCUAUGAAAACAAGAACAUGGAAAAUUGAGACUGAUUGUUGCUCAUGGCAUGGUGUCACAUGUGACACCAUCUCUAGUCAUGUGAUUGGCCUCAACCUUGGUUGUGAAGGCCUUACGGGUAUAUUACAUUCUAACAGCACCAUUUUCCAUCUUUCUCAUCUUCAAACACUUAAUCUUUCUUCCAAUUAUUUCUUCAAUGUUUAUCUUGGCUCUCAAUUUCAUUCUAACUUUGGUGGAUUUCAGAGUCUCACACAUCUUGACCUGUCUAACUGUGAUUUUCAAGGUGAAGUUCCUCCUCAAAUAUCACAUCUUUCUAAAUUAACAUCACUUCAUCUCUCUCACAAUAGUGAGUUAAUUUGGAAAGAGAGCACUUUGAAGAGACUCGUGCAAAAUGCAACAAAUUUAAGGGAGAUGUUUUUGGAUGACACAAAUAUGUCUUCAAUAAGACCAAACUUCCUUAGUUUUCUCUUCAAUCAUUCUUCCUUUUUGGUUACUCUUAAUCUCGAAAAUACGGGAUUGCGGGGUAACUUCAAACAAAGCAUUCUCUGCUUACCAGCUAUUCAUGAGUUAUAUAUGUCAAGUAAUAACCUUACCGGCCAACUUCCAGAAUUGAGUUGCAGUAACUUUCUUAGAAUUUUGGAUUUUUCAUUUAAUGGUUUUCAAGGACCCAUUCCUCCAUCAUUUUCUAACCUCACAUAUCUUACUUUUCUAAGUUUAAUGGGAAACUCUCUUAACGGUUCAAUUCCAUCUUCAAUUUUAACUUUUUCAUAUCUAUCUUAUCUGCGUCUCUCUCUAAAUGAUCUUAGUGGUCAAAUCCCAAAUGUUUUUCAACAACCAAAUAGAUUUAUCAAAUUAGAUUUGAGUUCUAACAAAUUUAUAGGUGAACUUCCAAUAUCAAUUUCAAACCUUCAACAUCUCAUUAGCUUAUACCUUUCAUCCAAUUCUUUUAAUGGUCAGAUUCCAGAUGUGUUUGGUGGGAUGACCAAACUGCAACAACUCUUUCUAUAUUCAAACAAUUUUGAAGGACAACUUCCUUCUUCAUUAUUUACCUUGAAUCAACUUGUAACUUUAGAUUCUUCUGAUAAUAAAUUAGUAGGACCCCUAACCAACAAAAUUUCAGGUUUUCAGAAACUAACUUAUUUGAUUUUACAUAACAACUUGUUAAACGGAACAAUUCCAUCCUCCGUGUUAUCUUUGCCUAAAUUAAAAGUAUUACAUCUAGCGAACAAUCGACUUACGGGACAUAUCAGGGAAAUCUCAUUGUAUUCCUUAGAAGAGUUGUAUCUAUGCGAAAAUAAGCUACAAGGCAAUAUUCCAAAAUCAAUUUUCAACCUUUCAAACUUAACUAUACUAUGUCUAUCAUCAAACAACUUAAGUGGUGUUGUUGAUUUUCACCACUUUUCCAAACUUCAAAAUUUGCAUUCUUUGUCCCUUUCACAAAAUAGCCAAUUAUCACUAAAAAUUGAAUCCAAUGUCAAUUACAGUUUUUCUGAACUAAUUUCAUUGGAAUUGUCUUCUUUGAGUUUGAAUGAAAUUCCCAGAUUUCUACAAAAGUGUCCAAGUUUGUAUUCUCUUGAUAUGUCCAAUAACAAAUUGUAUGGAAGAGUGCCUGAUUGGUUACUUGAAACAAUGAAUGAUCAAGGAUUUUUGAAUCUCUCUCAAAACAUGUUCACAUCAAUAGAUCAAAUAUCAACAAGUAGCUACCGGCUUGGUUCCCUUGAUCUUAGUUUAAACUUACUACACGGUGAACUUUCUUCUUCAAUUUGCAACAUGAGUUCACUAAAAUUUCUCAAUCUUGCACACAAUAAAUUGACAGGUUUGAUUCCACAAUGUCUUGUUAGUUUAUCGUCUCUUCAAGUUUUGGAUCUACAAAUGAACAAACUUUAUGGAAUUUUGCCAAAUAAAUUUUCCAACGACAGUCAACUUCUUAAUUUGAAUCUUUAUGGCAACCAAUUAGAAUACCGCUUGCCUAAAACUUUGUCCCAUUGCAAAAAUCUGGAAGUUGUAAAUCUUGGUAGCAAUAGAAUAGAAGACAAAUUUCCUAAUUGGCUUGAAACUCUGGAAAAUUUAAAAGUGUUGGUUUUGCGAGACAAUAAGUUCCAUGGUCCCAUUUCUAAUCUAAGCACCAACCAUUCGUUUCCCAAUUUAAUGAUUUUUGAUAUCUCAGGCAAUAACUUUAGUGGCUCACUUCCAAAAGAAUUAUUUAAAAAGUUUGAAGCGAUGAAAGAUGAGAAUGCAAGUUUUUCAUAUAUGGUAGAGGCAUUGAAUUUUUAUAGUCAACUUAGUAGUAUAUGGUACUACUAUUCUGUCACCGUGAGAAUAAAGGGGAUCAAUUCAAAGUUGGUGAAAAUCUCAACGAAUUUUGCAACUAUUGAUAUGUCAAGAAAUCAAUUUGAAGGAGAUAUUCCAAAUGUUGUUGGAGAACUUCAUGCACUUAUAGGACUUAACCUUUCUCAUAACAGACUCACUGGUAUUAUUUCUCGAUCCAUGGGAAACUUGACAAAUUUAGAAUCUUUGGAUCUCUCAUCAAAUAUACUCACCGGUGUUAUUCCUCGAGAAUUAUCCAAUUUGAAUUUUCUUGAAUUCUUGGAUCUUUCUAAUAAUCAUCUUGUGGGAGAGAUACCUCAAGGAAAACAACUCAAUACAUUUUCAAAUGAAUCAUAUGAUGGAAACUCGGAAUUAUGUGGAUUUCCGUUGUUAAAGAAAUGUGGACCUGAACAACAUUCUCUACCUUCAGCCAACAAGUAUUUGAGUGAAGAGAAAUUUGAACUUGGAUGGAAACCAGUAACAAUGGGAUAUGGAUGUGGAUUUUUGUUUGGAAUAGGUCUUGGAUAUUGCAUGUUUUUAUUUGGAAAACCAAGAUGGCUUGUGAUGAUAUUUGGUGGAAAGCCUAAGAGAAGAGUGAAAAGAAAAACUAGAGUGAGGAGAACUAAUCAUUCAAACAUGAAUGAGGUGAUACAAAUGUCAUAG